AGGCAGGCUCACAGCUCGCCACCUGCUAGUUGGGGUUGGCGCAUGAUGGCGAUCACGCCCGGGGACGCGACCCCAAAAUCAGCCAAGGCUGGUGCUGGCAACAAAGUUGCUUAUGGCAUCAACAAGGUGUGCUUUUUCACUAUCAGUGAUUUCGUCGAAGACCGGGUGAGGGUGCGCAGUUUGAACAUUGUGGCCUUCAGCUUGAUCUACAUAUUCUUCGUGUUUGCUUUGCUGAAGACAGUGCCCACGCCGCAGCCACGAGUGAAAGAGGUUACAUUUGCGAACCCUCCACCCUCAGCAUGGCUAUCCGGUGCCUUCAGUACUGAUUUGAAGAAUCUGUACACCAGCACUGGCAGCUUACCCAACAGGUCGCAAAAGGUAUUCGUCAUUGACGAUUCUGGAAGCCCAAUGCAGAAUGCCGCUGUGGAGGUGAAAGUUACCAACUUUGUCGCCCACGGCCCCGUGUCAUGCUCUAAGGCAGAUGUGGAGGCAAAGGCUGGCACUGCGGAGGCUCGAAGGCUUCAACAUGUUUGCCGCUACGACCAGGUGGCAGAAAACAAAGGUCCGACCAACCCAUCUGGCCUGAUUAGCUUUAGCAACUUCACCAUCAACGGUCCUGCCGGUGUAUACACAGUCGUCCCGAGCGCGGAAGGGGUGGACUCAACACAGGAAGGAACUAUGCUGGUCUCAACACCUGUGGCAUCCAUUGAAGUUGUGGAUGACAACUUGACCAGUCUUCCUGAAGUGCUGGCACCACGGAGCGCCGAGGUUGGGCAGCCCUUGGAGUGGCAACCCCGGAUUCUAGUACGGGACAUGAGAGGACUUCCAGUUCCUGGAAGAAAGAUCAUCGCUUUUGCGAAUCCAGACCCAACUUGGCCACCCGUGUUUCCGCUUCCCAGAACGCCCCCCUACGACCGUCGUGGCCAGAAGGUGGUGGAGCUGAACUGCCCGGAGUCGGAGCUAUCUGAUGAGGCAGGCAUAGCCAGAUUCACAUGCUUGGGGAUCAACAGCAGCAAUGUGGACCACGUGAGCAUUGUUUUCUCGGAGAGCGGCCUUGUUUUCAACCCCUGGAACGACGAGACAUAUUCUCCGAGGAAUUCGUACCCCAUUACAGUUUCGGCCUACCGUUAUGCGACGUACGUCGUCUCAAAGGUGGACUCAGUGAAGGUGACGACCCCGGUGCCGUCGACAGUGCAAGAAGGAGUGGCGUUUUCCCCACCUCCAGCUGUUACCGCGAAAGAUGCUAAUGGGCAGCCACUUGCAGGAGUCAAUUGCUAUGCGCUGGUUUCCCUGGAGAGGGGCACACGAAAUCCCAACUGGUUCCGCCGCCAACUCCGUGGCUCCAAGCACAAGGAACUGCUGGAUGCAGUGGCCGUCACGGACUCCGAUGGGGUUGCAACGUUCUCGCAGUUGAGAGUGUCUGUGCAGGGCAACACCAUGGACCUGGCUUUGUCAAAGAGCUGGGCACAAACGACUGCUUUCUCCAUUGGCUUUAAUUGUGAAGGCGUGGAGCAGGAGACCCACCCGUGGGAUCCACAAUCGGGCACCUACAUUAGUCAUGUAGAGACAACGGUGGCUGGAAUCAGGAUCCAGCGCUUUAUUCGCAAGUCGGCCGAGAUAUCUGGAUACUUGUCGAAACCGCGCGAUGAUGGCUCCGAUGCUUUCCUGGCAGUGGUUCGCGUUGUGGAUGCCGCUGGGAACGGAGUGCCUGGGAAGACUGUGGAGGUGAAGUACGCCGGCGAAUUAGACAACGUCCACAUCGAGUUGCAGCCGGACGCCAUCGAGGUGAGCAACGACCUGGGAUUUGCGGUCGUUGCAUUUCAACUCAUUACUGGGCCGGCAGCGAUGAUUUCCACGGGGAGUUUGACGUUUUCCGUCACGUUCUUGGUGGACGGAGUCUCUUCGGAACCAAGUCAGCAACUCACUGGCAGGAUGAUUGGUGGCCUGAAACCUCAGGCCUGCCACUUGCUGUACCCCAUGACGGCGGCGUUCUACGACAUUGCCACAACAACUGUAUCUCCCCUCUCGGGAUGGCCCAUCCUUGCUAGCUCUGGCAAUAUUUUCUUUACAACAUUUAGGCUGAAAGGGCAGACCAGCUGCACCGUUUUUCCUGGAGUCUCAACUCCCAAUGCGUCGAAGUGCGCAGAGGGAGCCUGGGACCGCCGUCUUGAGGAGUCGGAUUUGAAGACGAUUUCGCGGAGGUUGGCUGGCCUAUCAGAGAGCUCCAUAAAUAUGUCGCGGAGACUGCAAAGUAGUGAUGGAAGCAUCACUGUGGAGCUUGAGCCGAUUUACAGCACUGACAAAGAUCAAUGGGGCACCGCUCGCUUUGAGCCGCGGCCCUUUCUGCAGACUUUCGUCAUACAAGACCCCUCAGCCUUUGGCGUCCGUCCAGUUCCAACAAUCAGGGAGUACAACGACGAUCCCAACUUCGUUGAAUUUGCAUGUUUGCUUGACGGCCCAUCCGGUGAUCACUGGAUAAGGUUGAAGAUGACCAUUGACGAGCCCGGUGCAGAACAGCAAACGUGCUUUUCGAGAAUGGUGCCUCUCCGCAUAGAGAACGCCAUUGGGGACAUUGCGCUCUCUGGCGAUGGUGGUCCUGGUUCUUUGUAUGACGAGGAGGUCGAAGGAGGGACGUACAUAGACAUCGACCUUCGUUUUCUCUUGGAUGCGUCCGUUGUGAAUGCUUCUGAUCUCAGCAACAUCCCCUCAUGCAUCCACAUCCAUGCGAAUUAUUGGCAGGUGUGUUCGAUUAAGUUCACGUGGGUGGAGGCACCUUUCAACUUCCACCAGGCCAUGGGAAUGACUGGGGCAGGUAACUUUGCCCACCCACUAGACACGGACUUCUAUUCCCUGGUGCCUGUCAAUAAGACUGGCACUACAAAUGAUGCUGGCUUUGACGCUGUGACGGGGACACUGCACUUGCGCAUGCACUUCAAGCAGCGAGGGCUGUAUGGCAACUUCGGCAUUCAGUUCCACGGCUUCGGCGUGAACAGCCGGAUUUUCACUUGGAGGAUACUGCCACCUCCUGGGCUGCGCUUUGAAGUUGUGCAGGAGCCAGCAUUCCUGUACACUCGCGCACUCCCGGGCAACAGCUUUGAUGUGCUUCCCAAAGUCCGCGUGCUGAGCGACUUGGGCCCUGUGAACGGUCUAGUCAUUGCGACGGAAUUGGUCGAAGAGCCGGGGGCCAGAUUUGAGAAAUUCACAAACCUGAAAAUGUAUGAUGCGUUCGACUUCGUCUACUCGCGGCCAUCUGGGACAUCGGUGAAUACCUUGAGCGGACAGAGUCAGGGCCCGGCGGAAGAUGGCCUGGCCAUGUGGCCGUUAUUGGGCAUCUUUGACGGAUCUGGAUGCACAAGAAUGCGAUUCAUUGCUGAGGGUGUGUCUUCAGAAGUGGUGCCAGCGACUCCGGUUUGCUUCGAAGAUCCCUUUGUCUUCACCAUGGUGACACCGCCCCCGCCAUCAUGGCCAUUGGGGGUCCCUAUAAGCGAUCUUGGCGGGUUGGUCACGAUUGAGAUCCGGCCGAAGUAUGAGCUUCCACAAUUCACGCAAUUUCUAGGGGGGCUUGUGAUUCGACUUCUUGUGUCCAGCGAGGGUGGCAAGGAUAUUCUAGAUGUGGAAACGUCCAUCGAGCUAUCACAGCGAAUGCUAGCUGGAUCAACUUGCCUUUUCCUUAACUCGGUGGAGAUUCUACAAAGAUGCACGCCGCUUGUACCUGUGCAAAUAGCACCCUUCCCUGUUCUACGCACGAGCUUCCGGCAGGUCAGCUGGGAGAGAAGAAUUUCACAGCCGGCGAAGAUGGUGCUCAAAGCGACGGAUCUUUCCGGCUCUGGCUUCCGCAGCGGUAUGCCCCUCCCAGAUGGCUUUCACAGCAUGACGCCAGCCCAGCAGCUUGGGACCUGCGCGGAGGCCGCCGCGGAUUCCAAGAGCCUCGCCAAGGCUUCCCUGACACCUGAGAUCUCAGCAGAGAUCGCCCCCAGCCAGUACAAUGUGGUUCUGGCACCUCCGGAUUUGGUCUAUGUGGGUGCCAUGUUCCUUAUUAGAAUCAAAGUGACCACAGCCAGUGGCGCACCUGCCCGCGACGUCCGCAUCAGGGUUGGCAUCAAGACGGUCUCGUCCACUUCGCCGAGCAGUACCUCGCCGGGGCUGUUGCAGUCGCUGGCCGCCAGUGGGAAUUCCAUCCAAGUUGUGUCGGACAGCAACGUCCAGCUGGACCCCUCCACCACCGUCAGGGUGAGCGACUCUGAGGGCGUGAUUGGGUUUCCCCUUACGGUUGAGAGAGCCACGAGUGGCACCUAUCAACUGCAAUUCCAGCCCGACGUCCCCGAUGCAAGGAUUGUACUACAGACUAGCACCUUCAAGGUGGAGAAUCCUAUCAUUGGCAUCUCCUCUCCCGAUUCCUGGGGGCAACUGGAGAUCACAGAGUUUGGAAAGCCCUUCAGGGUGAAUCGAGCUCCACGCUUUUGCAUCAGCACUGCGACCAACGAGACCUUGCAGCAGUUGCAAGAUGCAGGUGUGCGGUCCUCACUCACCCUGACGCUGAAGGGGGCGCCAGCCGAAAGGGAAGGCCGGGCGUCCCAGUUGGUGAUGCAAUUGAGGAAGCAGGCAGCCUCGGACGCGCAGGUGUCGGCCAACCGGAUCCUGGAGCAAUUCGCUCAAAACAAGAAUGGUGCGUUGAACAGCGCAGCUAAGGCGUUGCUCAAGACCGCAAACAGCAAGGCAGUGGGAAUCUUUGCUGGCUUCUCGGAGGAGUUCGCGGAAGCAUGCUUCGAGACUCCGGCAAGGCAGCUGCUUGCCGGGGAUCCAGCACUGGCUUCAAACCUCGGCAGCAACAUCUCAGCCGCGGCAGAGGGCCUCAUUGCAGAGCAGUCGGCCAGCUUGGCAGAGGCCCUGGGGGUGGAUCCGCAGGCCCUGGGCGCCACGCAGGCCUUGAAUCAGUUCACAGACGUCCUGAUGUCAGCGGGUUCCAAUUUGAAGCCUCCCAGCGACGUGGCUGUGAAAGGCAAGUGGGAAUUGUCGCUCAACGACUUGGAGUACAAGGGCGGCUGUGAGUAUGAGGCCACACCGGACAUCGAGUUUGCCUUUGCUGAAAAAGUGAAUUAUGUGUUCUCCUUGUCGGUGAAUGGUGUGGAAGGGGCCAACCUGCCAACAUUCGGAGUGGUGUUGGCGCCCGCAGAUCCGGUCGACUUGGCUUUCAAUUGGCUUUGUUCCUCCAUCGCUGCCAUCCUGGGAAUCAUCCUCCUAACGACAAACGCUACGCUUCAUCGCUGGCAGUGGUUUUUUGUUGCAUUUGCGUGCACCCUUGCGGUGACUGUUGCAUUGCCCUUCCUGACGCUGCACCACGAUGCGCUGUAUGGAUAUUGGCUCCAUGCUGCCGUUGCCAACGUGAUGCUCAUCGCUGCCGCGCUCAUUUAUGGCUUCAGCACUGAGGUGAUGAAACACAAGACCGGAAGCUUUGACAAGACGCGGGCAAACGUGUUUGAAUCGUACACUAAGAGGAAGCUGCAGGCAGCACUUGGCUGGAAGGCGGAGCCUUUUGCUGCUAAGCAGUCGAUCUUUUCUAAGAUCAAGCGGGCAUUCUUGCAACCCUUUGAUGCGGAGGACGCGUUCUUCUAUCCGACAGCAUUCUUGAUCGCCAACUUGCUGGCCUUCCUCUCCUUUCUUUAUGUGCUGGCUCAGUCCCUCACAUUGCUGCGCGACAUUGAAAAGAUGCUGCAACAAGUGCUCAAUACAGCCAUACAAAGAUCCGUCAGCAUGACAUCAAGCGUUAACCAGGCAUAUGUGCAGGCAACUGGCUCUGACUUACCAGAUAGCUCCACGGAGUUCAUGUACGUGCAGAUCGAUCUUAUGCGAGGAUGGUUUCAAAAGCUCAUCGACUCCAUCGUCAUUGGCUUUGCGUCAGGUGUUGUGAUUGCUGCAAUUUUGACAACGCUCUCCCUGCUUGGCGGAUUCGUCCACUUCAGGGCGAGCGUCAUGGAUGCUCGCCGUGGCAAGUUCGAUUUCAAGCUAUCAGAUGCGAAGCUCGUAUUUUCCACCACCUUUAUCGGUAUCAACAUCUCUUCAGCGAUUGUAUCAUACAUACUGAUAGUUGCAUUGGUGACCUUGAUCACGAUCCCGUUUACCUUUGAACUCACUUGGCAAGUGAUUUGGAAUGCAUUGCCCACCAUUCUCCUGACCUUUGUCCUGCCGAAAAUCCUUACCAUCAUCAGCAUGAAGAUAUUCAAGAAGUGCUUAUAUGGAGGCACAUUCAUCAAGACUCGCGCAGGGGCUUCCAUCUUUCAUUUCUACAUGACCUUCCUUUCGCUGCCUGGAGGUGUGGCUUCAGCAAUUACGAGAUUUGUGAUGGGUUUGCUCGGCACGAUUGCGAUGUUGCCAAUCACCUACGGCCCGGUCACGCCCAGUAUGGUCAACAAAGUUAUGCUGUUGGAUACGUCAUAUCGCACUUACGUGGCUUUUGUCAUGCUAUAUGCCACCCACAACAAUCCGAUCAUGAUCACUGCUGCCAACCGGCUGCUCAUGAUCAAAUCGACCCGGGAGAAGUUCAAGGAGGACGGACGCCACUGGACGUCCACUCACAGCAUGCUAUUGCUGAUUCUGAUCCGAUUUCCGCAUCUCCGACAGUAUCGCAAGAGCUAUUUGGAAAAGGAGCGCAAGCUGAAAGAAAUACAGAAGGGGAGAAAGAAGCCGUCCAGCGAGGAUGCUGUGAAGGUCAAGGUGGAGGACAUCUCGCAAGCACGUGUCGAAGACCCGUGGAUAGCAAAUGCCAUUGAUGGAGCCCACCAAGCUUUGGCAGUUGCAAAUCAACGUCUGGAGCUGAUGAAGCGAUAUCGGGUGAUCCUCAGUGGGCUGCCGGAAGACUCGGCGCAACGCGCAGAGAUCAUGAAAACUAUCCGUGAAUUAGCCGGGCAAACUGACGACUUAGUUGUGCCGAGGGAGAUCCAGCACGCUGACCAACCACCACCCUUUGAGUGUUAGAAGGACAAAGCAGAGGAGACGCGAUGUGUUGCGGCUUGGCCCCUGCACCGUUCCCCCGUUAGUGAGCUGAGAACAAAGUCCAACCGGUUUCACGGUCAGCCAUUGAAGCCCACUGUGUCAUGGCUGACGUUGAGGUACCUCUCAUUGUUCCGAAAGGGCUCUGUGUCCAGAGGCCUCACAGCUUGGUGAGGUCGUUUGUUCCGCUGGCGGUACUCUUGUUUGUCUUUAAAACCCUUCUCAGCCCUGAAUCGGGCUGUGAGUUUCGGCUUUGGUUCGCGGACAUGCUGUGCCCAUGGCAAUGGUCAAAACAGCCC
Effrenium voratum is the source of this 7286-nucleotide messenger RNA. Lineage: Eukaryota; Dinophyceae; Suessiales; Symbiodiniaceae. The record is from the annotation of a GenBank genome assembly.